Messenger RNA from Oryzias latipes (Japanese medaka), 810 nucleotides. NCBI's taxonomy places the organism in Eukaryota, Metazoa, Chordata, Actinopteri, Beloniformes, Adrianichthyidae. The record is from RefSeq and is a predicted model, not a curated record.
AUGAAACACAUCAGCGGUGUGGUCCAACAACAUUCAUCUUUUGCUGAAAAGGAUGGGACCACAUCAAGAAAAAGAAAAUCCUCUGCUGAAGAGGUGCCUGGUGGGAAAAAGACAAGACUCUCCCAGACCAGCAGCAGCCAAGAACCAAGACAACUUGACUCUGAGUCUGACAGCGAAUGUGACAGUUCUUCAGAGGCCGGAAGUUCUUCCCAAGAAAAAAGCUCUUGUCCACGGAAAAGUUGGAAGAGCCAGUCUUCAUGCGAUGCUCUGCUUGAAGUAAAGUACAAGAAAGAAGGCCUGCUGGGAGAAGGAGGCUAUGGAUCAGUUUAUGCUGGCUAUCGCAUUUCUGAUGGGUUACCAGUAGCAAUCAAAUACAUCCCAUCUGAGAACGUGAUUAGAGAUCUGGCUGAUGAUGGGAAGCAGCUCCCCACUGAGGUAGCCAUCAUGCUAAAAGCAGCUGAUGGAAGAAAUGAACCUGUGGGAACCUCAGCCUCUGUCUCCCUGCUGGAUUUCUACGACCUGGAAGACGACUUAAUCCUGGUUUUAGAGAGACCAAACCCUGUUGAGAGUCUCUUUGAAUACUCACUAGACAAAGACAACUUAGAGGAGAAAGACACCAAGAUCAUUAUGAAACAGAUAGUCCAAGGUUUGAAAGAGCUUGAAGAAAAGAACAUCUUUCAUCGGGACAUCAAGUUGGAGAACAUUUUAAUAGAGACUGGCUCUGACGUCCCACGAGCACGCCUUAUUGAUUUUGGAAUGAGCUCUUUCACAGAGAGGGACACAGUUCAUGAGAUGGACUAUGGUGAGUGA